UUUCAGAUGUUCUAAGAAAUCUUCAGACUUGGUUGGAAAAUGACAGCUCCAGAUGAAGAAAGCGCUGUCAAAGUUGCUAUUCGUGUACGCCCGUUUAACAAAAGAGAACUCGACUUGAAAACAAAGUCUGUGGUUCGAAUUCAAAAGGAACAAUGUGUGCUUCAUCAUCCAAUUGAAGAGAAAAACUCGAAAACCUUCACAUUCGAUCACUCAUUUUGCUCCACUGACCCGCAUAGUUAUGACUUCGCAAGUCAAGAAACAGUGUCCUAUCACCUUGGAUCCGGUGUAGUGGAGAACGCAUUUUCGGGGUACAAUGCAUGCAUUUUCGCUUAUGGACAGACUGGAUCCGGAAAGUCUUACACAAUGAUGGGAACCCCUGAUCAGCCGGGAAUCAUUCCUCGUGUUUGUAAUGAUAUAUUCACGAGAAUUCAAGAAACUAGCAAUUCUUCCCUGUCGUUCAAAGUUGAGGUGUCUUACAUGGAAAUUUACAACGAAAGAGUUCGAGACUUGCUUGACCCAAAAAAAUCAAGCAAAGCAUUGAAAGUGCGUGAGCAUAAAAUACUUGGACCCAUGGUUGAUGGAUUGUCGAUUCUUGCAGUCAACUCUUUUGAGCAAAUUUCAAACCUGCUAGAAGAGGGAAACAAGUCAAGAACUGUCGCUGCAACUAACAUGAAUGCCGAAAGCUCAAGAUCACAUGCAGUUUUUAGUUUGAUUGUAACACAAACUUUGCAUGAUUUGGAAAAUGGGUUUAGUGGCGAGAAAGUUGCCAAAAUUUCGUUGGUUGACUUGGCUGGAAGUGAGAGAGCUGGGAAAACGGGAGCAGUUGGAAAACGGCUCGAGGAAGGUGGAAACAUUAACAAAUCACUAACUACACUUGGUAUGGUAAUUUCUGCUUUAGCGGAAAGAAAUUCCAAAAAAGACAAGUUCAUCCCAUAUCGAGACUCUGUUUUAACCUGGCUGCUCAAGGACUCACUUGGAGGAAAUUCAAGGACAGUUAUGAUUGCGACCCUUUCUCCAGCUGCCGAUAACUAUGAAGAAACCCUCUCCACACUGAGAUAUGCAGAUCGUGCGAAGAAGAUUGUCAACCACGCAAUUAUCAACGAGGAUCCGAAUGCAAGAGUUAUUCGGGAACUUCGCGAAGAAGUGGAGACUUUACGAAUGCAGAUUACACAAACUAAAAAAGAGCACGCUGAAACUGAAGAGCUUCGUGAAAGGCUUGCAGAGAGUGAACGUCUUGUAGCUCAAAUGAACAAGUCUUGGGAGGAACGUCUUAAAGAAACUGACACGUUGAAUAAAGAACGACAGAAGGAUCUGACGGAAAUCGGAAUUUCUAUAGAGUCCAGUGGAAUUAAAGUUGAGAAGGAUAGGUUUUAUCUGGUGAAUAUGAAUGCCGAUCCAUCAUUGAAUGAGUUGCUAGUCUAUUAUAUUAAUGGAUCAGCAAUUAUUGGAAACUCGGAGGAGCUAGAGACAAGUAGAGACUCUGGACUAUCAAUGACAUGCAGUGAUUCUUCGAGAAGAGAUGAUGACAAAGAACGAACUAGUAUUGUCCUCCGAGGUCUAGGAAUCAUGAGACGGCACGCAAAAAUGACUGUUGAAGAGUAUGGCGGGCGUCUACGCCUGUUUGUAGCCCCAAUGUCUUCGGAAUGCAGAAUCUGUGUUAAUGGAAAGCAGAUAACUGAAAGGACGCUUCUUAGAAAUGGGAAUCGGCUGCUUGUGGGCAUGAAUCACUUCUUCAAAGUUAACUGCCCGAAAGUGAUGGACAUGGAACAAUCCAUUAUGGAGGACAGCACCAUGUUCGACUACAAUGACGCUUGGCAUGAGGUUAACGAUGCGAACCCCAUCAGUUCCGCCGUUGACCAAUACAUGGAGAGUGUUACACUCAAGCACCAGGAAGACAAAAAGGCAGCUCUUGAGCAACAAUACGAAGCAUUUGAGAAAUACAUUCAGUCAUUGACUGCCGGCGGGUUUACCCCAUCUACGCCAAUGACUCCUGGUUUUUGUCUGCCUACUCCAAUCACUACACCUACCGGACUACCCCCAUUCCCUUUCCCAGCAAACCCAAAACAAUCUGUGAAAAGCAAAUUCUUCUAUUGGGCACAGAGAAAAGAAGAAAUGUUCGCGGAGUCAUUGAAAAGGCUGAAAGCAGAUGUUAUUCAUGCAAAUGCUCUUGUACGGGAAGCAAAUAUGAUUUCCAAGGAGCUCAAUAAAAAACCAAAGCGUCAAACCACAUAUGAUGUGACACUGCAAAUUCCAGCUUCAAACUUGAGACCGAUUAAAAUCAAAGCUGGGCAAUUUGUUUGUGAGCCAGUGAUAGUCGUUCGUAGAGAAGGAAUGAGUGGAAGUCAAUUCUGGACUGUUUCUCAGCUUGAGAGCCGUCUUGUUGACAUGAGAGAUACUUAUAAUGAUAUGCUAAAUGGAUUCACAAGAACCAGCGAGUCUUUGAACGGCACACCUCAUGCAUCACCAAUGAAGAUAGCCGGAAUUCCAAUGAAUGAGUGCUCAUCUCUAGUCAUUGACCCAUUCUUCGAAAGCCAAGAGCACCAUAAUUUAGUUGGUGUUGCAAAUGUGUUUUUAGAAGUGUUGUUCCAUGAUCUCCGUCUCGAUUAUCAAGUCCCAAUUAUUUCGCAGCAAGGGGAAGUUGCUGGGCGUCUUCAUGUGCAAAUUUUUCGCGUGGUAACUCAGGAAGAGAUGGAUGAAACUUCCAAUAAUGGACCAGAGACACUUCUUGGCAAAACGAUCACUUGUCGGGUACGAAUCAAGCGCGCAUCUGGUCUUCCGGAAAAACUAUCAAACUUUGUGUUUUGUCAAUAUUCAUUUUUCAACAUUUCUGAACUACUUGUGGUUGCCCCAGCAAACGAAGCUGCUAAUCAUUCAUCUUGUCCAACUACUGUGAUUUUCGAACAUCAAAGAGAUUUCAAUGUGAUGGUCACGGAAGAAUUUAUGGAGUAUGUUAGAGAUGAUGCGUUGUCUAUUGAAGUAUGGGGACACAGAAUAUGCGGACAUCCUGAAGAGCGAAUUUUGGACACUGAUGAAAAAUCCAAGUCUUUGCAAAACCGAUGGAUGGAAGUUACCAGGCGUUUAGAAACGUGGUCAGAGGUGCGAGAAUUGAAUGAUAAUGGAGAUUGGACGAGUGUGGAAGUCCGACAUGCAGAUGACGUAUCGACUGGCGGUAUAUACCAAUUAAAGCAAGGUCAGCAGAGAAGAUUGGUUGUGGGUGUGAAUGUUGCUGCGCCUGAUGGGUUGCCUAUCAGCAUUGAUUGUAUUACUUCUGUUAGCAUUGGGGCGAUUAUGGCUGUAAAAUCAACGAACAACUUGAAAUCGAUCGACAGCUACCAGGAAGAAGACUUGGAUAAGAUUAGAAAACAAUGGUCACAUGCAUUAAAGUCACGACAGUAUUAUCUUCAACAUCAACUUGACUCUCUUUCUGCCAAAUCAGGAAAAUCCGAGGCUGAGCUGGACCGUGAGCAUUCUCUAAUGGGACAAUGGGUAGCAUUGACUGAGGAAAGAACAGCCGUCGAAUGUCCAACACCAAAUUCGUGUAUACCAGGAGCACCAUGUGAUUGGAUUGCCCCUGAAGGAGUGGAACGACAUAUCCCAGUAUUAUUCUUAGACUUAAACUCCGACGAUAUGACCGGUGAAAUGACAAGUGAUGAGAAUGUGCCGCGUGUUGCUGGCUUACACUCCAUGCUUCCACUUGAGCCAGAGGGCAACUUGCUGAUGGUUCCAAUUCAGAAGUAUGAUGACAAAGAUCAUGUGGCAACAUGUUCCUGGGAUUCAUCAGUUCAUGAUUGUCCGGCACUCAAUGUUCCUACUAACAGCAAUGAUCGUGUGUACGCAAUUGUCAAGAUUAUGGUGAGACUAUCACACCCAUGUCCAAUGCACAUUGUGCUGAGAAAGAGAAUAUGCUUACAAAUUUACAAAAAACCAAGCCUAACAGAAAAGUUUUUCAAGAAGAUGCUGGGCACCGAGACUAUUCAUAGAACUUCUUUAUACUAUGAUGUAGUUGCUCAUAUUCCGAAGUCUUCGCAAGAUAUGGAAGACCGGUCUUCACUGGCAAUGAUGGCUGCGAAGGAUACAUCUCACGACGAGCAGGGCGGUGGCUCAUCUCGAAGCUCCACUUCAUCCACGGAAUCACAACACCAGCAGCAGACCCUUAAUUACAUUGAAGCCUACACAAAAAGUAUUCAGGCGGUCGAGUCAAUGUUGAAACUGGAUAGACUUCGCCAAGAAGUAGCUAUUACCAAUAUGCUUACUAAGAAGGAAAGGCUGCAACGUAUUCAAAAUUUCGGACUACCAAUGCAUUCUUUGAGGAUGAACAGAGCAGUCAGUUUGCCAAAUGCAAUUUCUAAUGCUGGACAGAUUAAUGGAGUAGAAAAACGAUCCGACACGCCAAUGAGUAUAUCCUCCUCCAAUUCAAUGGCGCGACCUACAUCUCUUAAUCUGAAACCUCUUUGCAUUGGAAAGUUGACGAGCAUCAUAAGCCCGUACAACGAUAAACUGACAGGGAUUAUGGAAGAGUCUAACUCUCUGAGAAUUGAGACUGUCCCAACCCGUUCUUCCACAGUACCAGAAACAAUGUGCUUCUCAGCGGCUAAGAAAUUGUCACCAACGGAAGAUGUAAAAAACGGAAAUGAGAAUAGCAGCCCUACCCGUACUGCAACAAAUGGCACGUCCAUGGGAGUUAACCUCUGCCUUCCACUAGAUAACAACAACCAAUUUGCGUCAAAAAAAAUGCAAAAUGGAGACCUGGUGGAUCUCAAAAUCAACUAAAUACGAUGCCUCAAUAGUACAUGUCAACUUAUAUUUUGCUUUAAAAUCGGGACAAGAAACUGACUAAACCAACAUGAUAAACACGAUUCAUUUGACUGCAAUGAAGUCAAGAUAUUCUUAAUAUUAUUGUAUAACUGCUUUACCGGCUGUGACUUUUUCUUUGCUUUUUCAUUCCAGUGGUUUUUACUCAUUUGUGCUUUGUUUUUUCUUCACUGCAGGUGUUAGACCGCAAUCCUACUUUGUAAUUUGUUCUACAAUGAAUAAAUGAAAUUUUCAUACUUU
Molecule: messenger RNA, 5052 nt
Organism: Caenorhabditis elegans
Lineage: Eukaryota; Metazoa; Nematoda; Chromadorea; Rhabditida; Rhabditidae
Gene: klp-4
Product: Kinesin motor domain-containing protein
Exons: 24
Coding region: 40-4770 (1576 amino acids)
Biological process (GO): animal gross anatomical part developmental process; microtubule-based movement
Cellular component (GO): cytoskeleton
Molecular function (GO): nucleotide binding; cytoskeletal motor activity; microtubule binding
Source: RefSeq, marked reviewed